Molecule: messenger RNA, 2691 nt
Organism: Populus euphratica (Euphrates poplar)
Lineage: Eukaryota; Viridiplantae; Streptophyta; Magnoliopsida; Malpighiales; Salicaceae
Product: two-component response regulator-like APRR9
Exons: 8
Coding region: 164-2293 (709 amino acids)
Biological process (GO): phosphorelay signal transduction system; cytokinin-activated signaling pathway
Molecular function (GO): protein binding
Source: RefSeq, a predicted model, not a curated record
AUUUUGCUCUAACAUUAACCCGCUCGCUCUUCUCGUUCUUUCUUUCUGAUACUACUACAGUUUUCAUUUUGAUUUUUCUUCUCUGCAGAAAAUUAGGGUUUGUUUGUUGUGUUAAUUUUCAAAAUUUUCGUUUUGUUUUGUGUAAGUAUCAUCGUGUUUGAGAAUGGGUAAGGUGGUGGUGAGUAGCAGUAGUGAAGAGGCGGGGGGGAUGGUGGUGGAGUUAGAGACAGAGAAGAAGGAUAUUGGAUCGUCGGAGGUGGUUCGAUGGGAAAAGUUUCUACCAAAGAUGGUGCUCAGAGUUCUUUUGGUCGAAGCGGAUGAUUCUACUCGUCAGAUUAUUGUUGCCCUUCUCCGAAAAUGCGGUUACAGAGUUUCUGCUGUUCCUGAUGGGUUAAUGGCGUGGGAGACUUUGAAGGAGAGACCCCAUAGCAUAGAUCUCAUAUUAACUGAAGUGGAGUUGCCAUUAAUAUCAGGAUAUGCGUUACUUGCUUUGGUCAUGGAGCAUGAUGUUUGCAAAAACAUUCCUGUCAUAAUGAUGUCUUCACACGAUUCAAUUAGUGUGGUUCUGAAGUGCAUGUUAAAAGGAGCAGCUGACUUUCUCGUUAAGCCUGUUCGGAAGAAUGAAUUGAGGAACUUGUGGCAGCAUGUUUGGAGAAGGCAAACUCUAAUUGCUGGAAAAAUCCCUGGAAACUCGCAUCAAGUUGAGGCCGCAUCUGAAAACAACGCAGCUUCGAGUGAUUUUGGGACAUCUUUGCAGAAAAAUAAGGAUUGCAGCGAGAAAGGGAGUGAUGCCCAAAGCUCUUGUACGACCCCUUGCUUGGAAGCUGAGAGUGCUCACAUGCAAAAUAUACAGGGACUUUCACAUCUGAAGUACAGGAGUGCUUCAAAUUUGAGCGAUGCAGAUAAUGAGAAGCAUGAAGAUUAUACCAUAUUAAAUAAAAGCCCAGUAAAUCCUGAGAGCAAGACCGGAGUAAUACCUAACAAAGGGACUUCUAACACGGUACUUGUAGCAGAAUGGUCAAGCAGGACGAGACAUGACAGGGAACCGUGCCAUGGAGCUUAUAAUCCAACUGCUCCGAGACAGGUAGAGGAGCAUGCUUGUGCUAAGUCAGCGAUUCAUGAUGAGAACUCGAGACCAGAAAAUGAUAGGGAACAUGCUAAUAGCUCCUUUGGCCACGAUGAUGUACUUGGUGAAAGUGGAGCCAUUGACUUGAUUGGUUCCUUUAAUAAUCGCCCAAAGCACACAAAUGCAUACUCUAGUUUACAUGAUGCGACAAACAAGUUUGAAUUCCCUCCACUACUUGAACUCUCUCUCAGAAGAUUGUAUCCCAGUAGCUCAAAGAACCAAGGGCUAGAUGAAAGACAUGCAUUGAACCAUUCCAAUUCCUCAGCCUUCUCAUUGUACAAUAGUAAGUCACUGCAAUCCCCUUUUCCAACAUCUGCCAGUAAUGGCUCAGAUUCCAAGGAAGAAGCCAGUAAGUCUCCUGAUCUGUCAUCCAAUCAACUUGCUCAAAAUGUUGGUACUGUUUCUCAGAUACAUGAUGUCUCUUUGAGUGGCAAUCAAGAAAUUAUGACCACUCCGGUCAUUGGCCAAUCUGUGAAGGUGGAAUUAGCACAUCCAAGCCCUCAACUUGGAUUGAUUCCUGUCUUAGGUACAAGGCUUGACAAUAUAUCUACCGGAUGUGGUCAUGUUUUCUCCCCUUUAUGUUAUACACAAUCAAAUGCAGCGUGGAAUCCCAAUCUUGCGGGGCGGCCACAGUCUCCAUUUCCUACAACUGCCUCAGUUCGUUCAAAUCCUGAAGUUCUUGAUUCCAAGCAAAACCAGAAGUGUUCUGCUGAAACUACAUACUGCUAUGUUGACCAAAAUGAUCUUCAGCAGAACAAUAGGGAACCUGUGGAUGAAAUGAGACAUGAUUCACCUGCUGCUGGUCAGAGUAAUAGUAGUAGUUUAUGUAAACGUGUUGCCAAUAAUAAUAAUAGCAGUGCUUAUGAAAGCUUUGGCAGUAGAAACGAUGUAAAUGCCUCUUCAGUUGGGACAGCUGAGAAGUCCAUGGCUCAAGAGAACUUGAAUAAUGGGGGUAACUUCAACCAUGAUGGUUUUGGAGGGAGCGAUUCCUAUCGCUCCAGCCAAAGAGAAGCUGCUCUAACAAAGUUCCGCUUGAAGCGGAAAGAUCGAUGCUAUGAGAAAAGGGUUCGAUACCAAAGUCGGAAAAGACUGGCAGAGCAACGUCCUCGGGUGAAAGGUCAGUUUGUUCGUCAAAUGCAAAAUGAUUGCCCAGUUGCCAAUGGGUGACCGUGAAGUUUAUCAUCGCACUCCUGUUUGUUGUUUGUCGCUCGAGCGCCUCGACGUUUUGGAAAUGAUGGCAUGUCUAUGGUGAGAUAUGAACGUGUUUGCAACCUCCUUUACCUUUGGGUGUACUAGAAAAGGGAGGCUUGUAAUUAUGGGGUGAAGUCUGAAUCCUCUUCUACUCUGGUUAAUUUCUUUGCUCGCGCAGUAGAUGACUGACUUGUAGUUUUUAGGAAGCUAUAAAAGUAGAUAAAUGGGGUUGAUAGUUUUAAAGUGGGCUUGUUUCUUCUGUUAGCUUUACAAGUAUUGCUUUAUAUGAUUGCUGGGCAGCUUCCACUUUGUGCCUGCCUGAGAUUCUGUUGAUCAAUUAAUUAAGAGAAAGUGGAUAUUAUUAGUUUUCUUUA